Messenger RNA from Mitosporidium daphniae, 417 nucleotides. Its product is annotated as Pep12 syntaxin-like protein. Gene Ontology annotation, biological process: intracellular protein transport; vesicle fusion. Gene Ontology annotation, cellular component: SNARE complex; endomembrane system. The transcript has 2 exons. The record is from RefSeq and is a predicted model, not a curated record. The coding region runs from base 1 to 417 and encodes 138 amino acids. Gene Ontology annotation, molecular function: SNAP receptor activity; SNARE binding. NCBI's taxonomy places the organism in Eukaryota, Fungi, Microsporidia.
AUGACUCAAUUGUCUUGCAAGAAAGAAACCAAGUAUACCAUUUCAGAUGAAUAUGCAAAUGGAUUUUGCCAACAAGCUGAGGAGAAAGAGCCUCUUCUAGCUUUUGCCAUCCAAUCUGUAGAUCUAGAAGGCCAACUGAUUGAGCGGGAUCUUGCAAUUAGGAAUGUCCAGGCAUCUUUGUUCCAAGUGGGGGAUAUUUAUAGGGAUCUUGGAGCACUAGUUGGUUCUCAACAAACCUGCAUCGAUAACAUCGAGUCAAACGUAGAAGCAGCCACUGAGUUUACAACGCUUGCCAGAAAGCACCUAAACGGAGCUUCAGCUAGACCAAGAAGGUCUGCCGCUAGCUGCUGUGGAAUGGUCCCUGUUCUGAUUCUUGUUAUUAUUGUCUUGCUGAUAAUUAUAAUCCUUUUGGCGUAA